AUGCAAUUUCAUGGGGCUGGCAUUUGGGCCAUGGAAGAUGAUGUGGGCUUAUCAGGCACUCAGUUGUUGGGUAUCUUGGGUUUCUUGUGUUGUGGAAAUGCCGAUCGUUGGAUUUCCCGGUUCGUCGUUAAGUAUUGGUUGCUUGAGAUCAAUAACUUUGGGUUUGUAAUUCGAGAUUUUAAGAUAACAACAAAUGUUAAGCAUGUAAUGGUUUGUGCGGUUCAUGGAAGAAGUCUCAAAUCCGGGAACUGGUUACCCGGGGCUUGUUUUGUUAUUGAGGAUUGGUUUCAUUUGUCAUGUGAGGUGUGCACAGCUUGUUCACUUAGUGGAAAAAAGGGUAUGGAUAACUCUGUCUGGUGUAACUUGCUUACUGGUUCAUUCAUAAUUAGUGGUAAAUGGGCUUGUUACUUGAGAAGUAAUAGCAAGGUCAGUCAUCGGGUGAGCUUUACUCUCGCAUCUUGCAGAUUUAGUUGA
Messenger RNA from Ilex paraguariensis (yerba mate), 474 nucleotides. NCBI's taxonomy places the organism in Eukaryota, Viridiplantae, Streptophyta, Magnoliopsida, Aquifoliales, Aquifoliaceae. The record is from the annotation of a GenBank genome assembly.